This is a messenger RNA of Iphiclides podalirius (scarce swallowtail), 465 nucleotides long. The record is from the annotation of a GenBank genome assembly. Lineage: Eukaryota; Metazoa; Arthropoda; Insecta; Lepidoptera; Papilionidae.
AUGUCUCAAAGAGCUCUAUAUCUUAGACUUGGAAAUCGCGUUGUAGAAGAAGCUCAGUUACUUGCCGAAAAAAAAUGGAUAAUUGAGGCUCUCGCUAAAAUCCGAAACCAACGAAAUUGUCUUCAGAUAGAGAGGCUACAUUUGGAGAGUUUGAAGGCACAAAUUAAAGGAGCAAAAAAAGCAACUGUUGUGGAUUUGAAACCUGUAGGGGAAGGAAUCAAUGUUCCAUCAACAUCGGCAGUUAAUUUAAUGCAGUGUGCACCAAAGAGUACAGAACUUGCUAAUGUUAAUGGAGUUGGAGCGACAGAUGAAGAUAUCAAUUGUAAUCAGCAGGAACUGGAUUUGAUGAUCUCCAAUUGUAUAUCUAAUUACAGUGGAGAUAGCUUAUAUUGCAAUAUGGAGGAAGAUGAAGAAGAUGAUGACAUUAUGAUAGACAUCAAUAUGCUGAUGAACGGGGAAGCGAAG